Messenger RNA from Penaeus vannamei (Pacific white shrimp), 2601 nucleotides. The record is from RefSeq and is a predicted model, not a curated record. Lineage: Eukaryota; Metazoa; Arthropoda; Malacostraca; Decapoda; Penaeidae.
UCCUAGCAGGCAGACAGGAGUGAUCUAACACCCACGUUUGACAUAACAAUAGGAAAUAUUACGUGCCCAGUGUUAAAAGUUUAGCGUAAGGCAGUUUACGACGGUCUAAGAAAACGAAGAUAAAGCUGAAUAAGUCCCAACAAUGAAGUCCAUGCUGAUAGCGGUCUGCCUCGUCGCCGUGUCAUGCUGCUUGGCUGCCGAUGUCCCUGGCUGUCAGCACGAAACUUGUACAAAGUGUAUACGCCAUCGCACUUGCAUCUGGUGCUCACAGAAUAACACCGAGACCAGAUGGCCAAGUUGUAUCAGCGAUAAACACCCUGAUUUAGAGAAGUGGCUGGACUGGUGCGACACUGAAGCCGUCGAACCGGGGAUGACUUACAGCGUGAUCAAAGACGAGCCUUUGUCUGACGAUGAUGAGGUCGAGAACAUUGUGCAGCUGAGCCCGCAGGAGGUUAACCUUACAGUCAGAAUUCAGGAACCCUACAAUUUCACCUUGACCUACAGCCACUCGGCCAAUUACCCAGCUGAUGUCUACUACAUGAUGGAUGGAUCUCAGUCCAUGGCAGACGACAAGGACAUGUUAUAUUCCCUUGGCGAACAGCUGGCAGAAGGGAUGAAGGAGAUCACCAAUAACUUGUACCUCGGUUUUGGCAUCUUCAUUGACAAGCCGGUUUUACCUUACAUUUCCACCGUUCCGAAAGUGACACCACCCUACAGUUUCAAGAAUGCUCUUCCGCUCACUAGCAAUGCCUCAGCUUUCACGGAUGAGGUCAAGCGAGCGGAGGGCGGCACCAACCAGGACUUCCCUGAGGGCGGAUUCGAUGGCCUCAUGCAAGCCAUAGUGUGUGAAAAGGACAUCAAGUGGCGCAAUGUCAGUUUUCGGGUGAUCAUUUUUUCCACGGACGCUGGUUUCCACUUCGCCGGGGACGGGAAGCUGGCUGGUAUCCUAAGACCCAACGACAAGCGGUGCCAUCUGGACGCCAACAAUGAAUACAACAAAGCCAUCGUGUACGACUAUCCUUCUGUUUCUCAGAUCAACGAGAUGGCGAAACUACACAGAAUCAACCUGGUCUUCGCCAUCACAGCCGAACAGGAGCCGCUCUACGCCCGCCUGUCACAGCACAUAGAGGGCGCGACUUCUGGCGUGCUGGCCAGCGACUCGUCUAAUGUGGUCGACCUCCUCACCAGCAGUCUUAAGGACAUCAUAAGCAAGGUGGAACUGACACAGCGAGACCACAACAGCCACGUGUCAGUGCGUUUCUUCAGCGAGUGCAAGGACGGGGAGAUGAAGGAGCGAUCCUCGUGCCAGGGACUCGAUGUCGGGGACGAGGUCCAGUUCGAGGUGGAGGUCACGGCCCUCAAAUGCCCAGACAACGAGAAAGAUUGGAAUCCUGUCGUCGAAGUGUACCCUGUGGGCCGUCAGGGGUCUCUGCAAAUCAACCUGGCAAUGCACUGCCAGUGCAGCUGUGCUAAGCCAGGUGAUAAGGGCUACAUUGUAAACGCGGAGGCAUGCAGUAGGAACGGCACCUCCAUGUGCGGUGUAUGUGAGUGCCACGAAGGCUUCGUCGGGAAGGCAUGCGAGUGCUACAGCAACGAUGACGACGGCACUGGCACCAUCAGCGAGGACUCGUGCCGGCAGACGAACGCCUCCGCCGUCUGCAGCGACCGAGGCCAGUGCGUGUGCGGGCAGUGCCAGUGCAAGAAGCCAGCAGAUCCUAGUCAGGAGAUUUACGGACACUACUGCCAGUGCACCAACUACGACUGCGCUGUCAUCGGAGGGGAACUCUGCUCCGGCCACGGGGAGUGCGACUGCAACGCGUGCAAUUGCAACGAUGGCUGGGCGGGAAAACACUGCUCCUGCAGCCAAGACACAGACAACUGCGAGAACCGAGACACCGGGGAGACCUGUUCGAACCGCGGGUCGUGUGAGUGCAACAAAUGCAGAUGCAGUGGCACGUAUUUCGGAAAGUGGUGCGAGGACUGCCCGACAUGCAGCGGAAAGUGCUUGGAGUUCAAACCUUGCAUCCAGUGUACAGUUUUCCAGACCGGGGAGUUCAAAGACCAGUGUCAGGAAGAAUGUGAUCGCUAUAACAUCAGUAUAGUUAAAGAUCUGAGUAUUGGAGAGAAACCGUGUUCUUUCCUCGAUGAAAAGGAUUGCCGCUUUGACUUUGCUUACGAAAUUGACAGAGAUACAGGCAACGUCUUGCUGUGGGCGAAGCAGGACUUGGACUGCCCGGAACCAGUCAACACAACAGGCGUGAUCAUCGGAGUCAUCGGAGCUGUGUUGACCGUCGGCGUAUUGGCUCUUGUCCUCUGGAAGGUCUGCGCGGUUCUCCACGACCGCCGCGAGUAUGCCCGGUUCCUGCGUAGUAAGGACCAAGCGAAGUGGAGUACUAAUGAGAAUCCUAUUUUCAGGAGGGCCAGAACUACCAUUCAAAACCCUUUGUUUAAUUUGUUUGAGUAAAGCAGAGGUCAAGGACUGGUAAUGGACUCACAGGAAUAUUUCCACACCAACUGAUGUAAAUGUCACCUGCAAAAGAAAUAUGGGCAAUAAUUUUCUCAUAAACUUUCGGACAAUUUUGGACAUGUAUGUUUUAAGUU